Molecule: messenger RNA, 2388 nt
Organism: Nicotiana tabacum (common tobacco)
Lineage: Eukaryota; Viridiplantae; Streptophyta; Magnoliopsida; Solanales; Solanaceae
Source: RefSeq, a predicted model, not a curated record
AUAGUACAAUUAUUAAACUGGUCCAACAAACUUUACGAUAUGCGUUGCAACGACUGCAAAAGUUAUCCCUCAGUGACAAAAUUCUCUAACGAGUAGACAAACCAAAUUCUACCAACUCUGCAUUUUCUUCAAUCUGGGUUUGUUCCAAUGGAAGAACUAGGCGAUGACACACCUGAGAUUUAUGACUGUGAGAUCAGACUGAGAGUGAAUCCUCAAAGGCGAAAGGAAAAGGUUUACAUAGGUUGUGGUGCUGGGUUUGGAGGUGAUCGACCAAUAGCAGCUUUAAAACUACUUCAGAGGGUGAAAGAGUUGGAUUAUUUAGUGCUGGAAUGCCUAGCCGAGCGCACCCUUGCUGAGCGCUAUCAGGCGAUGAAGUCUGGUGGCAAGGGCUAUGAUCCCCGUAUCUCAGAGUGGAUGGAACUGCUCUUACCUUUGGCUGUGGAGAAUGGAGUUUGCAUUAUUACAAACAUGGGUGCGAAUGAUCCAUUUGGUGCCCGGGAUGAAGUCUUACAACUUGCAAGUGGACUGGGUAUUUCCAUAACUGUUGGUGUGGCUCAUCAAGUUGCUGUUGUCAGAUCAGAUUUGGAGGAGCACCUUAGACAUGUUGAUGAUGUUAGUGUGUAUCUAGGAGCAGCUCCUAUCGUUGAAUGUCUUCAGAAAUUCAGACCAAAUGUCAUUAUUACUUCUCGAGCUGCUGAUGCUUCCUUAUUUUUGGCCCCAAUGGUAUAUGAGCUCGGUUGGAAUUGGGAUGAGUUGCAACUACUUGCCCAAGGUUCACUGGCUGGCCACUUGCUAGAAUGUGGUUGUCAACUUACUGGAGGAUACUAUAUGCAUCCAGGAGAUAAAUACCGUGAUAUAUCUUUACAAGAUCUCCUCGAUCUGUCUCUUCCUUUUGUGGAAGUCAGUUUUGAUGGGCGAGUAUGCGUAGAAAAGGCAGAAAACAGUGGUGGGAUUCUAAAUCCCAGCACGUGUGCCGAGCAACUUCUGUAUGAAGUGGGGGAUCCUAGUAGCUACAUAACCCCAGAUGUGGUUGUAGAUUUUCAAGAUGUUUCGUUUCAGACAUUAUCAAGCAGUAAAGUCUUCUGUGCUGGGGCAAAGCCAUCUGCAUCAGCUCCUAAUAAACUGUUGCUGCUGGUCUCCAAGGACAAGGGGUGGAAAGGCUGGGGAGAGGUAUCCUAUGGUGGUUAUCAGUGUGUUAAACGUGCUAAAGCUGCUGAUUUUUUGGUAAGAUCAUGGAUGGAAGAAGUAUGUCCUGGAACAAACAAAAACUUAGUUUCCUAUAUCAUUGGACUGGAUAGCCUGAAGGCUGCCAGCAUAGAUGAAGAUUUGCCUAGGGAUAUUCAAGAUAUCAGAUUACGAAUGGAUGGUUUAUUUGAGAAGGAGGAACAAGCAAUCCACUUCACAAAAGAGUUCAUAGCAUUAUAUACAAAUGGACCUGCUGGUGGUGGCGGUAUCAGCACUGGACACAAAAAAGAGAUCAUUCUUGAGAAGGCAUUGGUAAACCGUAAAGAUGUUCAGUGGCAUAUUACAGCAACAAGAAACAAAAUAAUGCAAUCAGAUGAUAUGGCUAGUCCUAAGGACAUAAUGCAGACCAGUUCUUUCCAUGAUUCGGUCUUGCGAUCUAUUCCAACAGAAACUGCUUUGAACAAAAAAGAAGGCGCACCACAAAUUCAGCUGUCCCCUGCUCCACAUGACAGGAAGAUUCCUCUCUAUGAUGUCGCACAUAGCAGAGCUGGUGAUAAAGGGGAUGAUCUAAACUUUUCCCUUAUCCCAUAUUUUCCUCCAGAUAUUGAAAGGCUAAAGAAGAUUAUUACUCAAGAAUGGGUAAAGAAAGUUGUUGCAAGGCUUCUUAAUCCCUCUUCCUUCCCCACUUCUGAUGAUAUUGAAAGAAGAGACAAAUGGGUUCAUGAACAUGUUAAGGUGGAGAUUUAUGAAGUCAGAGGGAUCCAUUCCUUGAAUAUUGUGGUUCGUAAUAUUCUAGAUGGAGGUGUGAACUGCUCAAGAAGAAUCGAUAGGCAUGGAAAGACUCUAUCCGAUCUUAUAUUGUGCCAGAAAUUGGUGUUGCCUCUGUGAUAUGAAGAGAUGGCAAGAUCGGAAGAGGCAUAUAAACUUCAUUUUCUUUAUCCGGGGAGGUGGUAGUGACAGUGGGGGCUGUGGACAGGCUCCUGAGCCUAGGUACAAUUUGGAGUAUAUCAGACUUUGGAGACUUGGCUUUAAGAUAAAAUUGUUUUAGUGCCGAUAUAUGAUCAUGGAAACAAUUAGUCUGAACUCUUAUUGUGAAUAAGAUUUCUGUUAUAAAGUUUUUAACUCUAUUUAAAAGCAAUGAACUAGUCUGUUCUUGUUGAAACAGUUUCUAUUCUAGCAACAAAUGUCAAAGUUACAGAAUCA